AUGGCUGUAGGCGACCCUCCGGGACUCCCUGAGAUCAGCGGCUUCACGGACGGCGAGGUGGUCAGAAUCGGCGAGCAAAAAAUGCUGACCUGCAUCUCCCGGGGCGGCAACCCACCGGCCGAGCUGGUCUGGCUCAAGAACGAUCCUCCGAAGCCGCCGAGCAUCCUGGGAUACGAGCCAGGCACGUACCUGCGGGCUGGGGAGCGGGUGUCGCUCUCGUGCGUCUCCCAGGGCGGCAACCCGCCGGCCACCCUGACCUGGUACAGCGGCGACGUCGAGACGGCCUCCGACACCGAGGUCGAGGACAACGUGGCCCGGAGCGUUAUCACUUUCGAGGUGGACCACAAGGACAACGGCAGGGUGUACAAGUGCGACAGCCAGAACUCGGAGAUGGGGGACGUGAUGUCGGACAGCGUUACUCUUGGAGUUUAUUUUCCACCGAGCAGCCUGAAGCUGGAGGUUCGUCCGGAGCGUCUGAGGGCGGGCAGUCAGGCGAUCCUGACCUAUCCUCCAGAAAUCACCUUUAUCUCCACCAUCGUGAUGGUGCCUUCUGGAGGUGAAGCAGUCCUGACAUGUUCAGCCGACGGCAACCCCUUCACGUCAGAUAUGAUAACCUGGCAGCGGAACCACUUCAACUUUAGCUCCAGCAGGGUCAACAUCGCCAACGUCAACGGCUCCUCCAUCCUCACGCUGUAUAACGUCACGAAAGAGGACAUUGGAGAGUUCCAGUAUGAGCCAGAACUAGUUCGGGAUCCACGGCUCACCAAAUCCGCCGCCCCACUGAACGGCACGGCCCAGAUCAUUUGCCGGGCGCGGGGAGCUCCCAACGUGACGUUCCAGUGGAGCAAACUCGGAAAACCUAUCGACGAAACAGUGGCCGCCAACAAAUACCAGCUUCUCUACACACAGCUUGACCUGGUGACCUGGCAGUCGGUGCUCAAGAUCAAGGACGUGCAGGCCUCGGACUAUGCCACGUACGGGUGUGUGGCUCACAAUGAGCUCAGCUCCAGACGUCAGGAGCUGGUGCUGGGCCGUCCCAGCUCCCCUGACCCGCCGACGGGGCUGAAGGUGGUCAACGUGUCCCACGACACUGCCACACUCUCCUGGUCGCCAGGCUUCAACGGAGGACUGUCGCAGAUGUAUCGAGUCCGCCAUCACGACACAUCCAGUGGAGUGGGCCCGAGGUACGACGACGUACAGCCGGAGAACGUCACCCUUCUUAUCGUGAGGGGUCUCCGUCCCAGCACGGAGUACAGCUUCGCCGUCAUGGCCUACAACACGCUCGGCCAGAGUGUUUACGGCGGCGUCACCACAGCCAAGACUCCAGAUGACCCCGAUGCCGCCGAAGUGAUGCUGUUUGAAGAGGGUCACCUGCCCUGGAUUGUCAUCAUCGUCGUAUCCUCUGUUGGAGCGCUGCUGCUUCUUCUGAACGUCGUGCUUGUCGUGUUCUUUAUACGACGACGAAUGCGGAGAGGAAAGCCGAAAGUGAUGGAAUCGACAUCGGCCAGCGAGGCGAGCACCAAGUCCGAGACACUUCACAUGUACGGCAACGAGACUGUCAGCUCGAUGUCGGUGAAGAGCGGCGAGAGCUACACCCGCGAGGACAGCUUGGAGGACUACGAGGUAUGUGCCUUUCACGAGCUGUUCCGGAAGUGA
Messenger RNA from Pollicipes pollicipes, 1656 nucleotides. Its product is annotated as nephrin. Gene Ontology annotation, biological process: cell-cell adhesion. Gene Ontology annotation, molecular function: cell adhesion molecule binding. The transcript has 10 exons. The record is from RefSeq and is a predicted model, not a curated record. Gene Ontology annotation, cellular component: plasma membrane; cell-cell junction. The coding region runs from base 1 to 1656 and encodes 551 amino acids. Lineage: Eukaryota; Metazoa; Arthropoda; Thecostraca; Pollicipedomorpha; Pollicipedidae.